Messenger RNA from Aspergillus fijiensis CBS 313.89, 4953 nucleotides. Its product is annotated as non-ribosomal peptide synthetase family protein. The record is from RefSeq and is a predicted model, not a curated record. Gene Ontology annotation, biological process: secondary metabolite biosynthetic process; amino acid activation for nonribosomal peptide biosynthetic process. The coding region runs from base 267 to 4913 and encodes 1548 amino acids. Lineage: Eukaryota; Fungi; Ascomycota; Eurotiomycetes; Eurotiales; Aspergillaceae. Gene Ontology annotation, molecular function: phosphopantetheine binding; catalytic activity. The transcript has a single exon. Gene Ontology annotation, cellular component: cytoplasm.
GCGACAACAAGCCGCCGAGAUCCUUCUGAGUAACUGGCCGAGUGGCAGUGACUCGGCGAGGCCUGUUCCUGUUCACAGAAGGGCUGUUUCAGUGCCCCCGACCAGUCUCUACAUGGGUCGGUGGCAACCUGCUUAACCAGCAGUCAGUAUACAAAGUAUAUUCCAAUACCUCCUAUCUGACAUUCGGCUCCCACACAAUACAGAUACCGUGCAACAUUCAACACGCUCGGUACUCUAGCCUUCUUUCUAGAGAUCCCGUCAUGAUCAUGACUGCCAACAACGAUAUGGCUGUUCCUGAGUCUGUGGUUGUGACCGAGGGCGCUUCAUCCACCCCUGAACUCUGGCAGAUGCUGGGGAGUCGGGACCAGCCCACCAACCUCACACCCCACGUCCGCAUCACGGAUGUUGGUCACAAGCAGCUACAAAGCUCUGCCAACCUUGUAUCAGCCCGGGCAUUACAGCAGCUCACAAAAAGCCUGCACGAGGGCAUCUGCAGCACCGCCCUGGAGGAUGACGGUCAGUCAUCCAGUGCAUAUCACUCUACAUAUGCUUCGACACCAGGAAGCCUGUCGCCCAAUCUGGAGGCUGUGCCAUCAGAAGAUGGUAUACCAGAUCUACAACCACAGUUCGAGGCCGUAGAGCGAGCUUCGUUCGCCCAGGAGAGAAUCUGGUUUCUGCACGAGUACCUGACCGAUCCCACAACGUUCAAUGUCACCAUGGCCUACGCCGUGCAAGGGCCACUGCAGCCCGUCGAGCUUGCAACUGCCUUCCGAGCCAUGUCCAAUCGACACGAAUCCUUACGGACAGCGUUCUUCCUCGACUCGAGAGACGGAGAGCCCCACUUAUUCCAGGGCAUUCUGCCCGAAACACAGAUCGAGAUCAGCAUCCAUACCAUCGAGAGUACCCAGUUCGUCGACGAAGUCUACGCAUCGGUCAGAGAUCAUGUGUAUGAUCUCCCCCGUGGCAAAACAAUGAAAGUGGCUAUCCUGACCCUCACUCCAACCACGCACUUCCUGGUCCUUGGCUUUCAUCAUAUCGCACUCGAUGGCUUCAGCGCGCAAAUCUUCAUCAAAGACCUACAGUUGAUUUACUCCACCGGACAAAUCUUACCGCCCGCUCCACGAUACCGGGACUACACACUUCUACAACGCCAGUCUCUGGCAAAUGACACCUACCGCGAGAGUUUGGACUUUUGGAAGAGCAAGCUCGCCAAUUUACCCCCACCGAUCCCUCUCUUCGCCUUCUCCCGCGUCUCAGCCCGCAAACCACUGAACAGCUACCGCGUGCACAGUGUGGAGAGAACCAUCGGGAUCUCCCUCGCGUCGAAAAUUAAAGAAACCGCACACAAGGUCGGAGGAACGACCUCAUUCUUUCUAUACCUCACUGCUCUCCGGGAGCUGGUCUUCCGCCUCCUGGGCCACGCACAACGUGACAUCUGCCUCGGUAUCUCCGACGCCGGACGGGCGGACAAGGAAGCUCUGCAGGUCGUAGGGAUGUUUGUCAACAUGCUGCCGCUGCAAUUCCGGGCCGCUCGCCCUGGUCAGUCGUUCCGUGAUCUGUUGUCCACCACCACGAGGCAGGUCCGCACGGCGUUGACGCAUGCCGCCGUGCCGUAUCAGGUGCUCUUGGAUGAACUGGCCGUGCAGCGGUCACCCUCGGAAAAUCCGUUGUUUCAGAUCCUGCUGAACUAUAAGAUGGGAUCGACAGAGGAGGCGACACUGGGACACUGCAGGGCGCAGAGCUUGCGUAUGAAUGAUGCCAGAACAGGGCUAGAUCUGGUGAUAGAAGUGGAGGAAUUCGUGGAUGGGAAUUGUCAGGUGGCUGUUAGGGGACAAGAGUAUCUAUAUGGAAAGGAGAGUCUGGAGUUUAUUCUGUCCUCGCUCGUGACGAUUCUAGAGGAGGUCACGCUGCGGCCCAGUAUGCCGGUUGCUAAUCUCGCGAUUUUCGAUGAGAAGAGUAUCACACAUGCACUCAAGCUUAGCCGUGGUGAGCACGUCUUUACAGACGAGCACUUGCUGACAAUGGUGCAUUUGUUCGAUCGGCACUGCAAGGCUCACCCUGGGGAUGUGGCUGUCAAGCAAGCAGAUGGUCAGUUCCUGUCCUAUGGAGAACUGCAGGGUCGUGCUCAGGAGCUGGCAAGACGGCUACAGGAGCUUGAGGGGUCGACCGCGAUUGUUGUCGCCUGCAAGCCGAGCCUGGACACCAUUGUCUCGAUUGUGGGCAUUCAUUAUGCUGGCUGCACCUACGUGCCGGUCGACAUUGAGCAUCCGGAAGAGCGACUGCGAACUAUUGUGGAAGACUGCAAGCCGCGAGCCAUCCUCUACCACGCGGAUACCAAGGAUCUCGCGGUGGCCUUGGCAGGUGGCGCUAUAACUGUUCCCACACCGCAGUCCGGGAUGGACAAGGCCUUUCCGGUCAAAGCCAGUGUCAACGACACCGCGUAUAUAUUGUAUACCAGCGGAUCCACCGGAAAGCCCAAGGGAGUCAUUGUCAGCCAUGGCAACUUGACAUGUCAGAUAUUGUCGAUGCGACGAACUGCAACUCUGGGGAAGGAGACAGUGCUUCACCAGAGUGGCGUUGCGUUCGAUGCCUCGAUCGACUGCGUCUAUGCUGCGCUAGCUGGGCAGGGGACGUUAGUGAUGGCUCCUCCGGAGGUGAGACGCGAUCCGGUGCAGCUAGCCAGUUUGAUGGCCCGGGAGCAGAUUACCUACACGCAAAUGACCUCGUCCGAGUACCACAAUCUCGUGGUGUAUGGUGCAGAGCAUCUGAAGCAAUGCAUCGCCUACCGCAACGCGUUCUGUGGCGGAGAGAAGUUUCUGUCUAGUUUGAUUCCUCUUUUCCGAGGAUUGGAGCUACCCGCACUCAGAGUGUGGAACCGAUACGGUCCGACCGAGAUCACUGUGUCGUCGAGCAUGCAGAUGAUUGUCGGGGCGGGUGUGAUGAAUAGUAGCACAGAGUUGAUCCCGUGUGGUCGUCCGUUGACGAACUACUCCGUUUUCAUUCUUGAUGAACAGCGCCGACCGGUACCUGCAGGUGUGCCCGGGGAGAUCUGUAUUGGUGGAGGGGGAGUGGCACAAGGGUACCUGAACAAUGCCCGCCUCACGGCUAGCAAAUUCGUCAAAAACAUCUAUGCUAGUGAGGAUGACGUGCGGCGUGGCUGGGACAGGCUAUAUCGGACGGGCGAUCGAGGCUAUUUGCUGUCUGAUGGGUCACUGGCGUUUCUGGGCCGAAUGGAGGGGUCCGCGCAGGUGAAGAUCAGGGGACAGCGAGUGGAGCUGGAUGAGAUUGAGACGGCUAUUGUGGCCACGUCUGAGGGGAGGGUCUUGUCGGCAGGGGUCUGCGUCAAGGGCGACAAUGCGGAUGCGGUGCUGGCAGCGUACGUCGUGGUGCGUCCUGAUGUGCAAGUUGACUCACUUUCGUCGCUGGUAGCGAGUCUGGCUCGGUCGCUCCCUCUUCCCCGGUACAUGCGGCCUUCGUCAUUCGUGGCCGUAGGCAGGUUGCCUCACAACACGUCAGGGAAGCUAGAUCGGCAGGCUCUGAGCAAGUUGUCCGGGACGCCGAUUGCUAUCGAAACGAACAAUCACCCUGCUCCGCUGGGAGUGGAGGAGGAGGUUAUGGCCAAGGCGUGGCGCGAGGUUCUUCCCGGCGAAGCAGUCUUGUCAGCCGAGUCCAAUUUCUUCGACGUUGGGGGGAAUUCGCUGCUUCUGGUGCGGUUGCAAAAGGUGAUUGAGGAGCUGACGGGGAAGAGUGUGGCAUUGACGGAGCUGUUUUCGACUCCCGGGCUGUCGGCAAUGGCCCGUCUUCUGCAGCCUCAGAAAGCCACCAAGGAACCCACUGAGGUUGAUUGGGAGAGUGAGACCCAGCUGACGCCUUCCUUGCUCGGUGCUAUCCAGACAUCUUCCAGGUGCAGCCCUAGUUCGGAAGUCGAGGUGAUAUUGACUGGAGCAACGGGUUUCCUCGGUCGGACCCUGCUGCAGCAGCUCCUCGCCCAUCCGAGGAUCGCACAUGUUCAUUGCCUGGCCAUCCGCAACAGCAGCGUGACCCGGGGCUCUCUUACAAGUGAUCCCGAUCAUGCUGCCAAGCUUACGCUCUAUCACGGUGACCUUUCCCAUCCCACUCUGUCCUUGGAUGAGGAGACCAUCUCCAGUCUCUCGAACAGGAUAGGGUUGGUCAUUCACAAUGGCGCCUCCGUCUCCUUCUUGAAGUCGUAUUCCACUCUGCGGGCACCCAACUUCCACUCCACUCGCUUCCUACUCCAGCUGUCGAUCGAACGGGGCAUCCCAUUCCACUUCGUCUCGACAGGCGGUGUGGUCAACCUGACCGGUCAACCAACCUGCCCCCCUGUUUCGGUACGAAACUAUCCGCCUCCGGGAGAACAGGGGUAUAUCGCGAGCAAAUGGGCCAGCGAACGUCUCAUCGAGAACGCCGCUGAGGCUUUGCACUUGCGUGGGGUGCACUUACCGGUGGUGGUGCAUCGGCCCGCGAGCAUCGUCGCCCGACAGCCUGGUACGCCCGGGACGUCGGAGACAGAACCGCCAGCCAUGGAUAUCAUGCACAAUAUGGUGCAGUACGCCCGAAGAAUGCGAUGCUUCCCGACGACGGAGGGGGUGAAUUGGCGGUUUGACUUUGUGGGGGUGGAUGCUGUUGCUUCGGGGAUACUUGCUUCCGCUUUGGAGGACAAGGAUAGGGGUGAAGGGGUGAAGUAUGUGCAUCAUUGUAACGAGCGAAAGCUGUCUCCCAGAGAAUUAAAGGAGGAGUUAGAAAAGGAGGCUGGGUGUGUGUUCGAGGAGGUGGAGGUGGGAGAGUGGGUGCGACGAGCCAAGGAAUGUGGCAUGGAUGGGCUGGUAGCGGCCACGUUGGUGGAUCUGAUGGAGCGGCAGAGGGGGGUGAUGUUUACGGAGAUGGGUCUAUAGAUUGCUGAUAGCCGAUUGUUGGCUUGUUGUACUGUUCAAG